Urocitellus parryii (Arctic ground squirrel) is the source of this 342-nucleotide messenger RNA. Lineage: Eukaryota; Metazoa; Chordata; Mammalia; Rodentia; Sciuridae. The record is from RefSeq and is a predicted model, not a curated record.
AUGCUCUGCAAGGUCCUGAUCCUCCCGGUCCUGUGUGCAGUGGCUGUGGCGUUCCCCACGCUGCGCCCAGAAUCAACCACUGACCUACUGGAAUUGAUCCCUGAUCUAGAGUUAACCACUGAUGGAGAGGUAACUGGGGAUCAAGAGUCACUCACUUACCUAGACGAGACCACAGACCUAGAGUCGACCACAGACAUGAACCUGGAUAUCCAUAUUUCCAAAUUCUAUGUUGACCUUGAAACAGCCACUGCCAUCUAUGCGGAAGAAGCCAGUGAGGAACCAGAAAAUGAAGCAAGGUCUCCUUUUGCUGUGACAGUCACUCUGCUAUUCAACACUGUCUGA